GGACUCUCAGCAUCUCUAUCUUCUCCCACACCUGGAACCUCCUGGAACAUUUUGAUUCUCUGAUCCAGAAUCUGAUCCGGGAUCCAGGAUUCAGGAUCAGACGUCUGGUUUGUUUUGACAAUGUAAAGAGUUUGACUGACCUGGAACCUGUCCGUCUGUCUCUCGUGUCUUCAGGAUGUGUCGAUGGCGUGGUGGGUGUGGCUGCUCGGGUGGCGUCCGUCCAGGCGCCAUGGAUUUCCCUGGAGGACGAGCCGAGUCCUGAUCUGACUAAUCACAUUGUAGGACUGGAGACCAUGCUGAGUGAGAUGCAGCUGAGGGUCCCGGUGGCGUUCUGGUCGGUGGAGGCGACACAGCCUGCGUGGGUGGAGGCAGGUGGAGACCUGGAUGACCUGGAGGACAACCUGGAGGACCUGAUGGAGGUGGAGGUCAUCUCCAACAACAACAGCAACAAGACGGUGGCGUGCUGCCAGCCGGCGUGCUGGGGCUGCGUCGGGUAG
Plectropomus leopardus (leopard coralgrouper) is the source of this 497-nucleotide messenger RNA. The record is from RefSeq and is a predicted model, not a curated record. NCBI's taxonomy places the organism in Eukaryota, Metazoa, Chordata, Actinopteri, Perciformes, Serranidae.